This is a messenger RNA of Synchytrium microbalum, 2769 nucleotides long. RefSeq lists its product as uncharacterized. Gene Ontology annotation, biological process: protein secretion; intra-Golgi vesicle-mediated transport; intracellular protein transport. The record is from RefSeq and is a predicted model, not a curated record. The coding region runs from base 1 to 2769 and encodes 922 amino acids. The transcript has 13 exons. Gene Ontology annotation, cellular component: Golgi membrane; endoplasmic reticulum-Golgi intermediate compartment; COPI vesicle coat. NCBI's taxonomy places the organism in Eukaryota, Fungi, Chytridiomycota, Chytridiomycetes, Synchytriales, Synchytriaceae. Gene Ontology annotation, molecular function: structural molecule activity.
AUGUCGUCGAUACCACGAAUAGUGUCCAAUGGAGGCAAAAAGGACGAGGAUUCUGGACCAGAAGGCUUUAAUAAUUUAGACAAGUCCACCGUGCUCCAAGAAGCCAGAGCAUUCAACGAAUCUCCCAUAAAUCCACGCAAAUGUCGACACAUCAUUGCAAAAAUACUCUAUCUCAUCUCCCAGGGCGAAUCGUUCGGCACAAAGGAAGCUACAGAGACAUUCUUCUCAAUCACAAAAUUAUUUCAGUCUCAAGAUGUCUCGCUACGACAAAUAGUCUACCUAGUCAUCAAGGAGCUAUCCACGGUCGCUGAAGAUGUCAUCAUGGUCACCUCAAGUUUGACAAAGGACAUGAAUGCAAAGUCAGAUGUCAUCUACAGACCAAACGCAAUCCGCGCCCUAUGCAAAAUCACAGACUCCACUACACUGCAGGGUAUCGAACGUUUCCUCAAACAGGCUAUCGUAGACAAGAACCCCGCUGUCGCUUCCGCUGCCCUCGUAUCAUCACUACAUCUUUUCCAUGCUAAUAAAGAAAUCGUAAAGAGAUGGGCUAAUGAAGUACAAGAGGCUAUUAAUUCAAAGGGUGUCAUUACGCAGUAUCAUGCCUUAGGUCUCAUGUAUCAGAUUCGUCAGCAUGAUCGAAUGGCUGUUAUCAAGAUGGUGCAGAAUUAUGCUAGGGCUCCUGGUAGUUUGCGAAGUCCUUUUGCUUAUUGUUUGUUGAUUCGGUAUGCUGCAAAGAUUAUGGAUGAUGAACAUGAAACUGGUGGUGGUCGGGCCAUGUAUCCUCAAUUAGAAGCAUGGCUGAGACACAAGAACGAUAUGGUCAUUUAUGAAGCUGCUCGAGCAAUUUGUAAUCUACGAGACAUUACUUCGAAAGAAUUGUUCCCUGCCGUGGCAGCGUUACAAUUGAUGUUGGUCAAUCACAAACCAGCUCUAAGAUUCGCUGCCAUCCGAACUCUCAACAAACUAGCAAUGAACCAUCCUGCCGCUGUAUCUCCAUGUAACGUCGAUAUGGAGAAUUUGAUUACAGAUCCUAAUCGUAGUAUUGCUACAUUUGCCAUUACCACACUCCUCAAGACUGGAAAUGAGGCUAGUGUUGAUAGGCUCAUGAAGCAAAUAUCCAGCUUCAUGUCUGAAAUCUCGGAUGAAUUCAAAAUCAUUGUUAUUGAUGCUAUUCGAUCACUUUGUCUCAAAUUCCCUGGGAAGCAAAUGUCCAUGUUGGCGUUCCUCUCUAAUGUCUUGAGAGAUGAAGGUGGUUAUGAAUACAAGAGAGCUAUUGUUGAGGCCAUCUUUGAUAUCAUUUAUCAUAUUCCAGAAUCUAAAGAGCAUGCACUGGCACACUUGUGUGAAUUCAUUGAAGAUUGUGAGUUCACCAAGUUGGCUGUUCGAAUUCUCUACUUGCUUGGAGUAGAAGGACCCAAAGCACUCAACCCAUCCAAAUACAUCCGAUACAUUUAUAAUCGAGUUAUUUUGGAGAAUGCUACUGUCAGAGCUGCUGCUGUCAGUUCAUUGGCUCGAUUUGCUGCUGAGAACGACGAGCUGCGGGAUAGAAUACGUGUUUUGCUCAACAGAUGCUUGGACGAUGUCGAUGAUGAAGUUAGAGAUCGUGCUGCCUUGUAUCUCUCAAUCCUGGAAUCUCCAGACUUGUGUAAAAAGUAUAUUGCCAAUGAAACGACUUACUCGUGGCCUUCACUGGAACGAAACCUCAUGACCUACCUUAACAAUACUUCAGCUCACAAUCAUCCAUUCGAUAUAUCUACUACACCAGUUGUUACCAAGGCUCAAGAGGAAUCUGAAAGAAUGAGAGUCAAAGCUGCCAAUCAAGAUGCAAUCAUGGGAGUACCAACUCAAUCUGCACCAACAUCAUCCAUUUCCGGUACUCCAUCAUCUGCACCUACAUCUCGAGGUGGUGCAUCACAAGGCGGAGUUUCAUCAGCCCCGGCAACCGGUGGUGAUAUCCAAUCUAUGUAUGCAGGACAGAUGGAAAAGAUUCCACAAUUGGCUGCUUUGGGGCCAUUAUUCAAGUCAUCUAAAGCUGUUGAAUUGACGGAAGCUGAAUUGGAGUAUGUGGUGACGUGUAUCAAGCAUGUGUUUUCAGAGCAUCUGGUUUUGCAGUUCAAUUGCACCAACACUCUCAACGAUUCGUUAUUGGAGAAUGUAACGAUGGAGACGACAUUCGAAUCUGCAGAUGAAGCAGCUAGUCUGAUGACAUUGGAGACGGUAUUGCCUGUAUCUCGACUAGCAUAUGGCAGUCCACAAAUCAUAUAUGCAGUAUAUAGUCGACCAGGAGGCAUCUGUCCACUAGCGACCUUUACCAAUACGAUGAAGUUUAUUGUGAAAGAUUGUGAUCCUAAUUCUGGAGAGCCUGAUGAGGAAGGAUAUGAAGAUGAAUACCAGUUGGAGACAGUAGAUUUGGCUACAUCCGAUUAUGUAUUGCCUACAUAUGCAUCUGAUUUCAAGAGUGCAUGGGAGAAGAUAGGAGAGGAUAAUGAAGUUGUUGAAGCUUAUUCAUUGACUGCUACUACCAGUAUUCGACAGGCUGUGACGCAAGUAACAGAAUUACUUGGUAUGAUGGCGGUUGAAAACACGGAUCAAAUAGGAGACCGAGCCACGACACAUGCCUUGCUCUUGUCUGGUAUCUUUGCAGGAGGUAUUCCAGUGCUUGUACGAGCACGAAUGGCUUUUGAUCCAUCGAGUGGAGUUACGCUCGAAUUGGGAGUUCGUAGUUUGUCUGAAGGGGUGUCGAGGAUUAUUGCAGAUGCCAUCAACUAG